Messenger RNA from Maniola jurtina (meadow brown), 952 nucleotides. RefSeq lists its product as uncharacterized. The coding region runs from base 2 to 772 and encodes 256 amino acids. Lineage: Eukaryota; Metazoa; Arthropoda; Insecta; Lepidoptera; Nymphalidae. The record is from RefSeq and is a predicted model, not a curated record. The transcript is spliced from 4 exons.
AAUGAAGCUCGUCACAGUUUUAUGCGUUUUGGUGGUAGCAGCCUUUGCAUCUGCUGGCGAAGAUACAUACACUGAUCGUUUCGACAACGCGGACGUUCAGGAGAUCCUCGCAAACCGGCGGCUGCUUAUUGCCUACCUCACUUGCGUCCUUGAAGAAAAGGCCAAGUGUACGGCGGAAGGACGUGAACUUAAAUCAAACAUUAAGGAGGCUCUAGAAACCUACUGCAAGAAAUGCACAAAAGUCCAAUUCGAUUGGACGCGUCUUGUGAUCGCCCAUCUCAUCAACAAAGAACCGGCUUACUGGGACAAGCUCGUCGCCAAAUACGACCCAGAUCACAAAUACACUCACAAAUAUGAGAACGAACUGAGAGAAAUCAAGGGUUAUAAAGCUCCUAAUAUGAAGACCAUCGUUUGCCUGUUCGCCUUAGUGGCUGUAUGCUUCGCCAGGCCCGAGAAGUAUACUGAUAAGUAUGACAACAUCGACUUGGACGAAAUCCUGGCCAACCGUCGUCUGCUUAUUCCGUACCUCAAAUGCAUACUGGAGGAAGGCAAAUGCUCUCCCGAAGGGAAGGAGCUGAAAUUGCACAUCAAAGAAGCUCUGGAAAACAACUGCAAGAACUGCACAGACGCCCAGAAAAAGGGUACGAAGAAAGUGAUCGCUCAUCUCAUCAACAAGGAGAAGGAGUACUGGGAUCAGCUCUGUGCCAAAUACGACCCCGAACGCAAAUACGUCAAUAUCUACGAGAAGGAACUUAAAGAAGUUGCGGCCUAGAAAAUCUUAUCUUAUCGUAGCUUAUCUUUUGGACUAUUUAAAACUGACUAGUAUCUAAUAUUAUAAUGAGCACUUAUAAUGAUAUAGGGUACAAGCUCCAAACAGUGUUACAUAAUAUGUAUUAUUUAAAUUCAUUAUAGUGUGCUCAUAAAGUGCUGAAUAACUUGAAAAACAACAGGC